Olea europaea var. sylvestris is the source of this 4734-nucleotide messenger RNA. RefSeq names its product putative leucine-rich repeat-containing protein DDB_G0290503. The transcript is spliced from 9 exons. NCBI's taxonomy places the organism in Eukaryota, Viridiplantae, Streptophyta, Magnoliopsida, Lamiales, Oleaceae. The coding region runs from base 1 to 4734 and encodes 1577 amino acids. The record is from RefSeq and is a predicted model, not a curated record.
AUGAAUUUACCUGUGUGCAUGGAUGCUUUUCAUCAAAAGAUCCUUGAGCGAAGACUUCGAAGCCAGGACACUGACCUGCAGAUAAUGAUGGAAACUGAUGGCUUCACAGCAAAACUAGAAGAAAACAGUGCUAAAGAGAGCUCUCAGGAUGAUGAGGGAAGCAAAGAAAGUAAAAAUGCCAAAGCAGAACUGAGCACGAGGGAAGUAGUCAAUGUAGUCGCUCCAUCUUCAGUAAUCGAAGAAAAUAAAUUAGAUGAAAACCAGAAAAUCGAUGAAAGGAAUGAAACUCACGCUGCAUUAUCAAACUGUAACGAUCAGGUUGCUGCUGCUGGUAAUGCUUCACAAAAUACAUUUAAUCUGAACCUUGAGGAAUCCUACAAUCAUUCAUAUGAAGAACAAAACCUUUUGCCAGUCUCAUGCAAUGAGACAAAAGAUGAUCGUUCAGAAAAUAUUGAGGGUUCCAGUAUCAUCCCAGAUUCUUCUUCAGCUCUAAAGACCACUGAAAAUAUAGACAUAGAAAAGGCCAUUGUAGGACAAGAUGGCAAUGCCAGAAAUGCUGAUGACUUCUUAAAGGAAAAUCUUGACACUCAGAAAGCAACAUUGGAAUCAAAGACAGAACAUGAAAACAGAAUGGAAGACUUGGACAUCAACAGUUUGAACAGCAUGACAGAAAAGGCGAUGCAGAAUCUAGAAUCAGUUGAGCCUAGCAAAGAACCCCCUUCUACAUCGGAACCAGUGAUUGAGCUCAAAAACAAAAGAAGCCCUGAAAGUACUAUCACCACAGUGGUAAAUGAUGGCAUCAAGGCUAUGGAGGAAAGGAAUAAGCUGAUUGGAGAAGUACUUAUCUCCCAACACUCUCUUGAUGGUACAGUAGAUACAAAUGAUGAUGGAAGCGAACACGGAGCAGAUGGCAAGCAACAUAUUGACUUGAUACAGCAUUUCAAAAACAAACCAAUUAUCAUGCUUCAGGAAGUCGUGAAAGUUUAUCAAAAUGACAAAACCACCGAACAAGAAGAAAAAGUAAUUGAGCAAGAUUUUGAAAGCAGACAAAGAGAAGCAAGUUGUGAAAAGAAAAUCCAAUUGGGGACUGAUGACACAAUUGAUAGAACACCAGAUUGUGACCAGAUCAUAACAGGUGGCAGUUUGUCUGAAGAGGUGCAGCAAGAGAAUGAGAACACUGAUAGUGAAGGGAAAAUUAAAGAACGAAUUGAGGAAGAAGGUUGCCCUGAGGAUGUUCAGAUGAUAGCUGUGGCUGAUGCAGCAAUGCAUGAGGAAAAGGGCGUAGACUGCUCUAUAAAGAAUCUUCUUUCGGAUGAUAGUAAAGAAAAAAUUACUCCAGACAUUGCCGAAGGUCUCAAUCAGAAGCAAGAAAAAUCAUCUGUCACAGAAGUGCCAGAAGAUGAGAAACUCGUAAAUAUUACCAGCUUGGCAUCCAUAGCAAGAGAGGAGAAUUGUGAGUACGAAGUUUUUCACGAGCCAACUAGUUUCCAUGACAAGACUGAUACCGAGGAUGUGCAAGUGCUAGAUGACUCCAUCAUAUUUUCAUCGAAGGCGAAUCCAGUACAAGUAGAUCCAGAAGAAGGCACAGAGCUGCUGGUUCCAUGUGGACAAAGAGAGGAACCAAUGCAACAGGACCUAAUAACUGCACUGAAGGAAAUUGAAGAACAACCACGAAAUGCUUGUGAGGCUGGUUAUAAGGGGAAAAUGACCCUAGACAUUGACAAAGAUCUCAAUAUGAGGCAAGAAGAAUUCUCUGUUACAAAAGAGUCAGAGGACGAGAAACUAGCAAAUAUAACCAGCUUGGCAUCUGUAGCAACAGAGGAAAAUAGUGAUUACAAAGUAGUCCACGAUCCAAGUAGUUUUCAUGACAAGACUGAUACUGAGGUUGUGAAAGUGCUAGAUGACUCAAUCACAUUUUCAUUGAAGGAUAUUCCAGGACCAGUAGAUCCAGAAGAAAGCACAGAACUCCAGGUUUUAUGUGGAGAAAAAUUGGAAUCAAUACAACAUGUCCCAAUAACUGUUCUAGAGGAAAUUGAAGAAGAUCAACCACGAAAUACUUCUGAGGCUGUCUCUAAAGAAAACAUGACUCUAGACAUUGACGAAGAUCUCAAUAGAGAGCAAGAAGAAUUAUAUGUUACAAAAGAGUCAGAAGAUGAGAAACUCGCAAACAUUACCAACUUGGCAUUUGUAACAGAGAAGAGCAGCAAUCAAAUAAUUGUUCCUGAGUCAAGUAGUUUCCAUGACAAGACUGAUGCUGAGGAUGUGCAAGGGCUAGAUGAAGCCAUCACAAUUUCAUCAAAGGAGAAUAUUGUACAAGUAGAUCCAGGAGAAAGCGCAGAACUCAAGGUUCCAUGUGGAGAAAAAGUGGAAUCAACACAACAGGACCCAAUAACUGUUCUGGAGGAAAUUGAAGAAGGAGAAGAACUAAAUACUUCUGAGGCUGUCUCUAAAGGAAAAAUGACUCUAGACAUUGACGAAGAUCUCAAUCGGAAGCAAGAAGAAUUAUCUGUUAUGUCAGAAGAUGAGAAACUCGCAUAUAUUACCAGCUUGGCAUCUGUAGCAACAGAGGAGAACGGUGAUCACAAAAUUGUACCUGAGCCAAGUAGUUUCCAUGAAAAGACUGAUGCUGAGGAUGUGCAAGUGCUAGAUGACGUAUCAUCAAAGGAGAAUAUGGUACGAGUACAUCCAGAAGAAAGCACAGAACUCCAGGUUCCACGUGGAGAAAAAGUGGAAUCAAUGCAACCAGACCCAAUAACUGUUCUGGAGGAAAUUGAAGAAGAACAACCACGAAAUACUUCUGAGGCUGUCCCUGAAGAAAACAAGACUCUAGACAUUCAUGAAAAUCUCGACCAGGAGUUAGAAGAAUUAUCUGAUACGAAAGUGUCAGAAGAUGAGAAACUCGUAAACAUUACCAACUUGGCAUCUGAAGCAACAGAGGAGAAUGGUGAUUACAAAAUUGUUCCUGAGACAAGUAGUUUCCAUAACAAGACUGAUGUUGAGGAUGUGCAAGUGCUAGACGAUGCUGUCACAAUUUCUUCAAAAGAGAAUAUAGUACAAUUAGAUCCAAAAGAAAGCACAGAACUCCAGGUUCCACAUGGAGAAAAAGUGGAAUCAAUGCAACAGGACCCAAUAACCGUUCUGGAGGAAAUUGAAGAACAACAACGAAUAAACAAUCAAGAAAAGGGUCAUGAGUUAGAUGAUGUAUAUGUAGAGACUGAAAGGGAAGUAUUAAGUGAAGAGGUUAAAAUCUCUGGGGUAGCAUUUCUAAAGCAUGGUGAGGACAGAACAGGAGCUAAUGAGGAUACAGGGCUACAAAAUAAAAACUUCAAUUUUUCUCCUAAGGGAGAUGCAGCUGCAGGAGAAUUGCUGGAUAAUGAAAAUAUAAUAUCUGAAGCAGCACCUACAAAGUUGAUCCGUGAAACCAUAGAAGAUAACAAAGAAAUUAUUAUGAAAGAGAAAGAGAGUAUUGAAAGAAAAGAUGAGAAGCCGUCCAUAACUGAAUCUUUAGGAGAUGGAGAAAUUGAGGAAAGGCAGAACAAAAACCAGCAUGAAUCUGAAACAGAUGAGCAACUGAACGAUGAAGUUUGCAUAUCCAACAGAGUGCAAGAAAAUGACGAGGAACAAGUAGUGCUUUUAGCAGGAGAAGGAGAGGUUAUAGCGGAUGAAGCUGAUAGUUGUAGCAGACAAAUUAAAGAUGGAAAUGAGAAGCCUGAUUUUUCAUCUCACAGCACGGAUCCAUCCGAAAUAUCACAUAGCAAUGGGGCCUUGGGUAUUGCAAAAGAUAAUGAAAACUCCACAGAUUUAAGAAUGCUAGAGAAAAUCUUUACUGGCACAACCGAAAGUGAGAUUUCUGAAUUGACGUGUCCAAAUGAAAGUGAAGAAACCAUAACGUCCCCAGGCAGCAAAGACAUACAAUCAAUGGAACAGGUCUCUGAAACAAUAGCAGUUGAUGCUGAAAUGCAUGAUUCAAAUGCCGGAACUGCUUCCAGUGAUGUACAAGAAGCAACAGGAGUGAAGAGUAGAGAAGAGGAAAAGGAAGAGGAUGAUUACAAAAAAAUGAAAGAGACCUCCACAUCCACGGAGUGUGCCAUUCCAACAUCAAAAAUCAAGCAGGGAUAUGCAGUAGAAACCCUGGUAGUAGUUGAAGAUCAAGAAACUGAAGAUAAACUAGUCGAACUUCAUCACUUUCCUCAUCUACACCACAUCCAGGAUUCUGAAGGAAAAACAGAGGAAGAUGGCCCUGUGGAUCUUCAAAGAGCCAGAAAUAUAACCGAGGAUAUGCAAGAGUUGGAUGAAAGAUCCAUUGCACUAUCGAAUAAAGAGAAUCUUGCAGAGACAGAUCCAAAUGAAAGCAAAGAACAUGAGGUUUCAAGUCGAGGAAAAGGGCUUGCAUUAAUUCAACAGGACCCAGUGCCAGCAACUUUCCAGGAGGAAAUAGAUGACCAGCAACCAGGAAAUUCUUCAGAGGCUGUCUCAGAAGUUAAAGAUGCAAUUUGUGAGGAAGAAAAAGUAACCAUCACUAAUUGCAACGAAUUUACAGAAAAUAACAGCUGCGUGACAUCAGAUAAGGUCUCACCAUCCAAUAUGCUUCAGGGUUCUGCAAGUGAGGCAGCACAAGGCACGAAAGAUAAAAAUACUCCAACUCAAUGCCACGAGCUUCCGCUUUCAUCGGAUAUCAAAUCUUCAGACAUGGAAAGAACACAGAUGGAUGUUGAAUCGUGGNUUCUUUUUUGA